AUGGAGGACAACAACAGCACCAUGUCAGAUUACAGCUUGAUUGACAACCACAGAGAACUGACAAAAAUCCUGUCCAACUUGGAGGUUCACACGACGAACUGUGAACAUUCAGUGAGGUUCACUAGAGAUGACAUGUGUGUGACUGAUAAUGAUGAUGUUUAUUUCACAGACAUCAGACACAAGUCCAUCAGCUGUCUGUCACCAUCAGGAUCUGUCUCAACAGUCAUCAAUACAGAUCCACUGGUACCAUUAGGAAUCUGUCAGCCAGUGGACAGUGGACUACUGGUCACAUGGAUAGACAAGGAAUCAGAUGUUUACAAAUUAGAGUCACACAGCAGACGUCUGGUGAGACACAUCACAGUGACAGGUGAAGUCAUCAAUGAGUAUGAGGACGGUCAGCCCAGACUGUUUACAUUUCCAUACAGAGUCACACAAAACAGUAACAGUGAUAUCUGUGUUUUGAACCGUACAAGUGACACUACAGGUGAUCUAGUGAUUAUGUCUCCCUCUGGUCGUGUGAAGUUUGUCUACUGUGGAAAAGACCUGACAAAGAACUUCCGUUCAACUGAUGUAGUGUGUGACUCUCUCUGUAACUUCCUUGUUACUGACCUUAACAACAAGAUCCAUCUACUGAGUCCUGACGGGGAAUGGAGAGAACGCUCCAUCCUCACUCUCCCUAUACAAGUCUACACUGUGGAUAGGAUACACUGA
Messenger RNA from Saccostrea echinata, 711 nucleotides. RefSeq lists its product as uncharacterized. Lineage: Eukaryota; Metazoa; Mollusca; Bivalvia; Ostreida; Ostreidae. The record is from RefSeq and is a predicted model, not a curated record. The coding region runs from base 1 to 711 and encodes 236 amino acids. The transcript is spliced from 2 exons. Gene Ontology annotation, molecular function: protein binding.